Mesorhabditis belari is the source of this 306-nucleotide messenger RNA. The record is from the annotation of a GenBank genome assembly. Lineage: Eukaryota; Metazoa; Nematoda; Chromadorea; Rhabditida; Rhabditidae.
AUGCUAUGCGCCUCCUUGAUAUGCGCAGUCCUGCUCGUGAUUGACGUGAUCACAGCAGCGCCAACAAGACAACUCGAAACCUCGGACAACAAGGAAACGCUGCAGUUGUUGAACACGACAGGCGAUGACGGCGAUUUCGAGGCGUAUCAGAAAAGGUUGAACGAUCAGAUCCUCAAGACACGUGACUUUUUCAUCAAACUAGCACAACAGCAAAGAAAAUCCCCAGGUUACGCGGACUUUGUGGCAAGUCCGUUGAUUGAAAAUGAGGCGGAUUGUCCUGAUUUCCUCCGUGCAAUGGGCGAGUGU